AUGCCUGCUUCUGUCGAGUUUGACCCCAAGAACAUGCUUUACCGCAACCUCGGCGAGACCGGUCUCCGUGUCCCCGUCUUCUCGUACGGCGGCUGGUUGACCGUCGGCGCUACCCAGAAGGGCGACGUCGUCAAGGAGCUCAUGCAGCAGGCCUUUGACCUCGGUAUCAACAUGUUUGACAACGCCGAGGGCUACGCCGCUGGCCAGUCUGAGCUUGAGAUGGGUCGUGUCAUCAGGGAACUUGGCUGGGACCGCCGCGACAUUAUCAUCUCGACCAAGAUCUUCUUUGGCACCAACCGCAAGGAGGUCCACAACACCCGUGGUCUGUCGCGCAAGCACAUCAUCGAGGGUGCCCACGCCUCGCUCGAGCGCCUCGGCCUCGACUAUGUGGACAUCAUCUUUGCUCACCGCCCGGACAUCACCACCCCCAUGGAGGAGGUUGUCCGCGCCUUCAACUGGCUCAUUGACAACAACAAGGCCUUCUACUGGGGUACCUCGGAGUGGUCUGCUGCCCAGAUCAUCCAGGCCAAGGAGAUUGCUCGCCGUCUCAACCUCGUUGGUCCCGCCGUCGAGCAGCCCCACUACUCGAUGCUCCACCGUGAGCGCUUCGAGGUCGAGUACGGACAGCUCUUUGCCAAGGAGGGUCUUGGAAGCACCAUCUGGUCGCCCCUUGACUCUGGUAUCCUGACCGGCAAGUACAACGACGGUGUUCCCGAGGGCUCGCGCUUUGCCACCAACUCCGAGUUCUUCAACGACACCGUCAAGAAGCUCCAGUCCGAGGAGGGCCAGGCCAAGAUUGCCAAGGUCAAGGAGCUCACCAAGCUCGCCGAGUCGAUCGGUGCCACCAUGACCAACCUCGCGCUUGCCUGGACCCUGCUCAACAAGAACGUCUCCACCUGCAUCCUCGGCGCCACCAAGCCCGAGCAGCUGGUCGAGAACGUCAAGGCCCUCGACGUCUACAAGACUCUUCUUGACAAGCCCGAGGUCGUUGCCCAGAUCACUAAGAUUCUCGACAACAAGCCCACCCCUGCCCAGGCCUACGGCCGUCUCACUGCCGAGGGCAACCUCUCGUAA
Apiotrichum porosum is the source of this 1074-nucleotide messenger RNA. RefSeq lists its product as uncharacterized. The transcript is spliced from 6 exons. Lineage: Eukaryota; Fungi; Basidiomycota; Tremellomycetes; Trichosporonales; Trichosporonaceae. Bases 1 to 1074 code for a protein of 357 amino acids. The record is from RefSeq and is a predicted model, not a curated record.